UGCCAGAUUAUAGUAUGCACCCAAAGCAAAAUAAAUUUUUUAAAAAAUAAGAUAGUAUAGUAUCAGCUUCAUAAAAUUAUUGCAAGAAAUUCACAUGAUAAUGUAUGUAAACACCUACCAUAAUACCCAUAAUGACACAGCCCAUGCUCAGUCAAGAUUAAUGAUCACCAUUACUAUCUCACCCACCCCUGGUGUUGAAUCUUUUUUACUUUCAUUGCUCCAAGUUGGUGGCUCAGACCUGACUCAUCAGCCCUUUUUCUUGCAGGAAGUUUUGCUAACCAACUUGGUCAACCUGUUGUUUCCAAAACCUUGGGGGAUAGAUUUUCAGCUCCAGCAGUGGAGACCCGUCCUAGCAUCUAGGGGGAGUGCCCACCAAAGUUUGCUACCAAGUUGGGCCGAGUUGUGGUCAAAGAAGGACAGAUGGGACGAUUCUCCUGCAAGAUUACUCACCGGCCCCAACUGUAGGUCACCUGGCUCAAGGGGAAUGUUCCACUGCAGCCGAGUGCCCGUGUGUCUAUGUCUGAGAAGAAUGGGAUGCAGCUUCUGGAAAUCCAUGGAGUCAACCAAGAUGAUAUGGGAGUGUACACGUGCCUGGUGGUGAACGGGUCAGGGAAGGCCUCGAUGUCAGCUGAGCUUUCCAUCCAAGGUUUGGACAGUGCUAAUAGAUCAUUUGGGAGAGAAACGAAAGCCACCAAUUCAGACAUCAGGAGGGAGGUGACCAAUGCAAUCUCAAAAGCAUCAAAACUGGACAGUCUGGAGGCUGCAGCCAAGAGCAAGAACUGCUCCAGUCCCCAGAGAGGUGGCUCCCCAGCCUGGGCCCCAAAACACCAGCCUCAGCCCCUGAGGGAGUCCAAGCUGGAGUCAUACAGGGACUCGCCCAGAAUAGCCCCGCAAACCCCGGUCCUUCAGAAGACUUCCAGCUCCAUGACCCUGCAGGCCGCAAGCGUUCAGCCGGAACCAAGAGCACCAGUCCUGGGGGCCCUAUCACCUUCUGGAGAAGAAAGAAGGGGCCAGCUGCUCCCCAUCCAGCCACCUUCUCCACCAGGCAGCCUGGCCUGGGAAGCCAAGACGUUGCGAGCAAAGUUGCUACCAGGAGAAUCCCCCCGGAGGACCAGAGGGAUGCAGCAUUCCCCAAAUUUGAGAGCAAGCCCCAAAGCCAGGAGGUCAGGGAAAAUCAAACUGUCAAGUUCAGGUGUGAAGGUGAGUAGAGCUAAUUAGGGUCACCAGUUGCCAGAAUGUAGCCCCUUGGUGGCCACUCCCUUCUUUCAGCACCCAGCUGGUCUGCACCUCCUAUAUCCACUCAUGUUCUUGGAGUAGCUCACCUAGAAAACCACCUUACAGGGACCUUGGACUCACUAUA
Messenger RNA from Sapajus apella (tufted capuchin), 1360 nucleotides. RefSeq names its product myosin light chain kinase, smooth muscle-like. Gene Ontology annotation, biological process: tonic smooth muscle contraction. Gene Ontology annotation, cellular component: stress fiber; lamellipodium; cleavage furrow. NCBI's taxonomy places the organism in Eukaryota, Metazoa, Chordata, Mammalia, Primates, Cebidae. The coding region runs from base 517 to 1218 and encodes 233 amino acids. The transcript is spliced from 5 exons. The record is from RefSeq and is a predicted model, not a curated record. Gene Ontology annotation, molecular function: myosin light chain kinase activity.